AUGAAUUCAGGUGUUGAGUUGAGGAGAACAAAGUCACCUAUCAUCCAUUCAGAUAAAUUGAAGCAUAUAAAGGAAGACUUUCCAGAAUUCAGCGAGCAUCUACCACAUUUGGAUGGACGUAUAGUAGGUGGAAGUGCAGUAAAUAUUACCCAGUUGCCAUACCAAAUUUCUUUACAGUACAGAGGUCAACAUAUUUGUGGUGGAUCCAUAAUCCAUCGUUCCUUCAUACUAACAGCAGCACAUUGUGUAGACGGAUUUCAGACGAGUAGACUACAAGUGAGAGCUGGUUCGACCAACAUUGUUUCUGGAGGUUUUACAUCCAAAGUGUGUUCUGCUACUAAACAUGGAUUGUAUAAUAAAUUUUCUCAAGAUAAUGAUAUAGCGAUUUUACAGCUCUGCAAAUCUCUACCUAUUGGAGAUGGAAUUCGUAUAGUGCAACUUCCCAAACAAGGAGAACAAAUCAAAGCUGGAUUAUUAGCAACAGUCAGUGGCUGGGGCUAUACAUCUGAAGGUGGUGGUCAAACAACAAAGAGUCUUCAGCAAGUUAGAGUACCCGUAGUGGAACAACAAACUUGCAAACGUUUAUAUCGUUCAACAGGCCACAUUACGGACAAUAUGAUAUGUGCAGGAGAAACUAAAGGAGGAAAAGAUUCUUGUCAGGGUGAUUCAGGUGGGCCCCUUGUAUCAAAUGGUAAACUGGUUGGAGUUGUAUCAUGGGGAUAUGGUUGUGCCAGACCACGUUUCCCUGGGGUUUACACCAGAGUAUCCAAAUAUAGGAACUGGGUUAAAUACAAUGCUAAUAUAUAAGAAUGGUUAUAUUAGUCGAAAUAGAUUAUUUCAUCGACCAGUACAUCAUAAGCGGACAUUUCACUCACGUAUCUCAAUUACUAAAAAAAAAAACAUGUAUAUCUCAAAUACCUAAUGUAUAAGUCAGUUUGCAUCAUCAAACAACAAAUAGUACGUACAAAAUGAAAUGUAACAAUUAUCAAGUAACAUACAUGCAAAAGUUACCAUGUGCGUAAUAUAUACAGGAUGAUUCACCGCGUUGGCCAAUUAGGCGUUUAUGGAAAAAUAAUCAUAAUUCUGUUCUAAAAAUGUUCAUUUAAAAUCUUUACAAUUUUUCAUUAUACCGGAAAGAGACUACGACUUCCUUAUUUUAAUUGGCACACCCAGUAUAUUAUUGCAUCAUUAGACAGCCCCUUUGAUGACAAUUUCCGCAAUAUGUUAUACCACGGGUAAAAACUCAACGGUUCAUAAGUUAAUGGGAUUCUUAUGAAAUAAAUGAUGGCGAUUAGGACUCACAUCUUUUUGAAUAUUUCUGUAGCAGCAGUUUUUUUCGAAGAAACCUUUUUCAUUUUCGAUUCUGCGAAUACGUAGUAUUAUAAGACUGUUUGCGGUCUGAAGCAGAAAUGUAGAGGGUGUUCAUCAGAAGAUCAUGAACUUGGACAACUCAAAUUCAUAAAAAUUAAAGAUUUUUAAAUUAGAACCUAUAUAUUUUUUUAAGUCAAUUCUACGUAGAAGAGAAGGGGAUUUUAUUUAAAAUAAGAAAAAACCGCAAUUUAUAACUGUGUGGAGUAGUAUAUGACAGAAAGAAACUGAAAUUCGAUUUUUGGAUAACUCAAUUUGAAAUUUCAUGAAUUGUAAUUGAUUUUUCGUUGGGAUUUCACGUUAACUUUUCAAGUAUUCAUUUCAGGUAUAAGGUUUGUUGAAGUAACCUCCCUUCUCUUUAUACGUAGAAUUGACUGAAAUAAUAAAAAAUAUGGGUUUUAAUUUGAAAUUAGAGCGUUUUGAUUAAUUUGAAUUGUCCAAGUUCAUGAUCUUUUGAUGAACAUGUUUGGUCCAAACCGCAAACAGUCUUAUAAUACUACGUAUUUGCAGAAUCAAAAAUGGAAAAGAUUUUUUCGAAAAAAUUUAUUUCAGGAAUAUUCGAGAAACUGUCAGUCCUCGUCGCCUUUUUCCAUAAGAUUUCAAUUAACUCAUGAACCGUUGAGUUUAUACCCAAGGCAUGGCAUAUUGCUGAAAUUGUCAUCAAAUAAACUAUCUAAUGAUGCAAUAAUAAACUGGAUGUGCUAUUUCAGUUAAGAACGUAGUGGUUUCGAUAUAACCGGCAGUUGUAGAGAUCUGAAAAUAUUUAAGGGAGAAAAAUUAUUGUCUCAAACCCCAACAUGCAAAUUUUCAGCAGAAAAUUAUGAUUAGUAUUUCAUA
Harmonia axyridis is the source of this 2205-nucleotide messenger RNA. RefSeq names its product trypsin-7-like. Gene Ontology annotation, molecular function: serine-type endopeptidase activity. The record is from RefSeq and is a predicted model, not a curated record. The transcript is spliced from 6 exons. Lineage: Eukaryota; Metazoa; Arthropoda; Insecta; Coleoptera; Coccinellidae. The coding region runs from base 1 to 807 and encodes 268 amino acids. Gene Ontology annotation, biological process: proteolysis.